AUGGCGUGCUCGAUUGCAGGAACCAGUGGGAUGCUCGAGGCGUUCCACAUGCAGGAAUGCCCCGAAUUGCUGGCUGCAAUCACACACACAAGGCCAAGUGUGCACGGAGCCGAAUUCGGCCACCUGCCCGACAACAUUACAGUGCUGGAAGGAGAGAGCGUCAUUCUGAGGUGUAAAAUCGACGAGGACGUGACCCACAAGGCGUGGUUGAACCGCUCAAACAUCCUGUUUGCGGGGACAGACAAGUGGUCGCUGGACAGACGGGUGUCGCUGGUCAACAGUAACACUAGUGACUUCUCCAUCCAGAUAGAGAAAGUGGAGGUGGCUGACGAGGGGCUGUACACCUGCAGCUUCCAGGCCAGCAACAAGCCCCGCAUAGCCCACGUCUUCCUCAUCGUCCAAGUGCCAGCCAGAAUCGUCAACAUCUCCCAAGACGUGUCAGUGAACGAGGGGGGCAACGUAUACCUCUUCUGUCUGGCGGUGGGACGACCUGAACCCACUGUCACCUGGAAGGAGAACAAAUAUGGUCUAAUGAGUGAGGGGGAGUUCCUGGACAUAACAGAGAUCAAGCGGCAUCAGGCGGAGGAGUUUGAGUGCAUCACCAACAACGGAGUGACGCAGCCCGACAUACGCAAGGUCAAGGUCACCGUCAACUACCCUCCCAUGAUCACAGACGUGAAGAACAUGCCAGCCCAGCUUGGCAAGACGGCCAUUUUGCGCUGUGAGGCCAUGGCAGUACCUACGGCCUCCUUUGAGUGGUACAGAGACGACCGCAGGCCGGUAGAGAGCGAUAACACUCUGAGGAUCAAGAACGAGAAGACGCGUUCACUGCUUCUCUUUACCAACGUGACGGACAAACACUUUGGCAACUACACCUGUUUUGCCUCCAACAGGCUGGGAGCCUCCAACGCCAGCAUGCUGCUCUUCCGGCCGGGAGCCGUGUACGGGCGAGGCGUGGCCCUCAACGUGGGGGUGAGUGCGGGCAUCGGCUUCUGGCUCUGCCUCUCUGUCUCUCUCCUGAUGAAGGUCUAAGAGCUUUUCCCGGAAGUCCCAUCCCGCCUGUGGAAGGAAGAAGGAAUUUCUUUAAUUACGAACCCAUCACUGUGAAACAAAAAUAAUAUGCAUUAUCCCAGGAGCCAUUGACACAUUGCAUCACAUACCCACACCAACUCCCCCCUCUUCCUCACCCCACAACCUCUCCCCUCGCUACCUAUAUCGCUACCAUCACCGUACCACUCUCUCUCUUCAUCCUGUUUCCAAUGAGGGUCACCAUGGUGAUGUCUAUAAUGUGUUUAUUAAGGAUGAUAAUUGUGAUGAUGAUAAUAUUUAGAAAACAGAUAUUUAACACCAGGAUGAUACUAUUAUAAAUCUAAAUGAUGACUGAUCUACACUA
Coregonus clupeaformis (lake whitefish) is the source of this 1393-nucleotide messenger RNA. RefSeq names its product igLON family member 5. The coding region runs from base 1 to 1032 and encodes 343 amino acids. Gene Ontology annotation, cellular component: neuron projection. The transcript is spliced from 8 exons. NCBI's taxonomy places the organism in Eukaryota, Metazoa, Chordata, Actinopteri, Salmoniformes, Salmonidae. The record is from RefSeq and is a predicted model, not a curated record.